CUUUGUAGUUUUAAAUGACUGUUUGUAGAAGUUUGUCUCUUGGUUCGGUGAUUUUUAGCUAACAACUGCUAACUCCCCCUCCAUGGUUGCCGUUAUGGUCUGGACCGAUCGCUCUGUGUCAGUUUCAAGUUGCGCCUUCUCUCUCUACUGUUCUCUGCUCUCCUCCGGGCUCAACGGCCAGAGCUAAUUCAUAUCAUCAUUGUUUUUAUUCCCUCAUAAAACGCUGACGUUCCCACGAAAAUGGAUUUAUUCUUACCGCAUCAGAGUGGAUUUUAACCGCUGAAGGAUUCGGAGAAUGAAGAUGCUGGGGGCCGGGAGUUAAAGCCCUCCACCAGAGGGAAGCUGGUUCACAGCUGGGGCUGGGCCCCUGCCUCAGGUGGGGGUGAAGAGCCCCCACGGCCCCCCACGGGUCUGGACCAUGGGGGAUGGCGGUGUUGGUGCAACUGGAGGAGAUGGGGCCAAUCAGUCCCAUGUCCUGUUCGACAACUUUGUCCAGGCGACGACGUGUAAAGGCACCCUGAAGGCCUUCCAGGAGCUGUGUGAGCACCUGGAGGUGAAGCCCAGUGAGCACAGGAUCUUCUAUCACAAGCUCAAGUCCAAACUUAACUACUGGAAGGCGAAGGCGCUCUGGGUGAAGUUAGACAAGAGGGCCUGCCAGAAGGAGUACAAGAAGGGACGUGUCUGUGCCAACACAAAGUGUCUGAUCAUCGGUGCGGGGCCAUGUGGCUUACGGACAGCCAUCGAGCUGGCCUUCCUGGGGGCCAGAGUGGUGCUCCUGGAGAAGAGGGACGCCUUCUCCAGAAACAACGUGCUGCACCUUUGGCCCUUCACCAUCCACGACCUCAGGGGCCUCGGGGCCAAGAAGUUCUAUGGGAAGUUCUGCGCUGGUGCUAUCGAUCAUAUCAGUAUUCGUCAGCUUCAGCUAAUGCUGCUCAAAAUGGCCCUCCUGCUGGGGAUCGAGAUCCAUGUCAACGUAGAGUUCAAGGGACUCAUCGAGCCGCCUGAAGACCAGGAGAGUGAGAGGAUAGGCUGGAGGGCUGAGGUCCACCCCAGGACACACCCUGUCAGCGAGUUGGAGUUCGAUGUCAUCAUUGGAGCAGAUGGAAGGAGGAACACACUACCAGGAUUUCGACGGAAGGAGUUCCGGGGGAAGCUCGCCAUCGCCAUCACCGCCAACUUCAUCAACAGGAACACAACGGCGGAGGCGAAGGUGGAGGAGAUCAGCGGCGUGGCCUUCAUCUUCAAUCAGAAGUUCUUUCAAGAUCUCAGGGAGGCAACAGGUAUUGACCUGGAAAACAUUGUGUAUUACAAGGAUGACACACAUUACUUUGUGAUGACUGCCAAAAAACAGAGCCUGCUGGAGAAAGGAGUCAUUCUGCAUGACUAUGCAGACACUGAGCUGCUCCUGUCCAGGGCUAACGUAGACCAGGCUGCCUUGCUGUCCUAUGCGCGUGAAGCUGCAGAUUUCUCCACCAACCACCAGCUGCCCACCCUGGACUUCGCCAUCAACCACUACGGCCAACCCGAUGUCGCCAUGUUCGACUUCACAUGCAUGUACGCCUCGGAGAACGCUGCCAUGGUCCGCCAGCGCAACGGCCACAAGCUGCUGGUGGCACUAGUGGGCGACAGCCUUUUGGAGCCGUUCUGGCCCAUGGGCACCGGCAUUGCUCGCGGUUUCCUGGCAGCCAUGGACUCCGGCUGGAUGGUGAAGAGCUGGGCGCAGGGAAAAACUCCUCUGGAGGUUCUGGCUGAGAGGGAGAGCAUAUACCGGCUUCUGCCUCAGACAACACCGGAAAAUGUCAGUAAGAACUUCAGUCAGUACAGCGUGGAUCCGACCACACGCUACCCCAACAUCAGCCUUAACUUCCUCAGGCCCAGUCAGGUGCGACACCUCUUUGACACGGGAGAAGGAAGGGAAAUCCGAAUUGAAAUUGAGAAUGUGAUCAACUCGUCAACGCCGAAGCUAGCCCGGAAUGACAAUUACCUGCUUGACAAACAGUUUCAAGAAUCCAUUGCUCGAUCCAGUAAGCUGCUGAACUGGUGCCAGAGGCAGACGGAAGGAUACAGGAACGUCAGCGUGACGGACCUCACCAUGUCGUGGAAGAGCGGCUUGGCGCUGUGCGCCCUCAUCCACCGAUACAGACCCGAUCUCAUAGACUUUGACUGUCUGGAUGAGGAGAACCAUGAGAGGAACAAUCAGCUGGCGUUCGACGUGGCAGAGAAGGAGUUUGGCAUUUCGCCAUGCAUGACCGGCAAGGAGAUGUCCUCAGUGGUGGAGCCAGACAAGCUCUCCAUGGUCAUGUACCUCAGCCAGUUUUAUGAGAUGUUUAGGGACACAGUGCCACCUGGAGAUAACCAGAACUUGAGUCCAGAGGAGAAAGCUGCGCUGAUUUCCAGCACAAAGUCUCCCAUUUCCUUCCUCAGCAAGCUGGGUCAGAGCAUCGCUAUUUCCAGGAAGAGAAACCCCAAGGAUAAAAAGGAAAAGGAUGUGGACGGUUUGGGCAAAAGGAGGAAAACCAGUCAGUCUGAAGAAGAGGAUGUUUCCAGGUCCUGUCGGGAAGAACGGCCGUCUGUCCCUGCUGUCCUGUCGGAGAGAAAAAUGGACUGUGCUGCUGCAGGAAACCACAACAAAGUGAAGGUGAUGGCCACUCAGCUGCUGGCCAAGUUCGAAGAGAACGCCCCGGCUCAGCCUGCAGGCCUCAAGCGACAGGGGGACUCUCUGCCCAACCUGGACCACUUUUUGCCCCCUUCCCCUCCACCGAACCCUGUGAACGAGCCAGUGCGCCUGGCUCCUGUCCCUGCAUGGAGAAAGAGACGCACCCAGCAGCAGGAGAAGCUGAGCAUUCGCUACAAAGAAAUGGUCAAAUGUCAGACGCUGCCCAGCAGAGGGGAUCAGGCCAGAAGUGCUGCAGAACAAACGUCCAGCUCGGGCUCUCGGAGCUGCCCAAAGAAAACCAUUCUGCUCCCUUCCUCCUCCUCCACUUCCUCGCUCUCUCUUCACUCAGAGAAUUUACCCCCAGAGCAAGAGGAGCUUGAAUACUAUGAAAGGCCUCUGAUACACAGGGAAGGGAAGCUGUCACUCACAGUUGACCUCGCUCCCAUUCACAUCCCUGGUAUUCAGGAGCGGGCCGACCGCCUCAUCUCCAGGUUUAAGGGCAAAGCUGAUAAACCACCAAAGCCUAAGAAAAAGCCGUCCCGUUUCUUUUUAGAGCAGUGGUACUCGAGCCGAGGCCCGAGUCCGAGCCCAGCCUCACCUCUGUCCUCCCCUGAUGCUUCCAGAAAGGAGCCAGUGAGGCCUCUGGACUCUGAACAGAUGCCCAUAUAUGUGCUUAGUAUUCAGGAAAGAGCUGAACAACUUGAAUUUCAGUUGGAAGGCAAGCGAGUCGGGCCGCAGCCAAAGAAAAAACCCUCUCGUUUUUUUAUGGAGCGAUGGCACCUGGCCCGCGCCCAGAGCCCCCCCGACAGCCGCCCGUCCGCCUGCUCCAGACAGCACUUGGUGAGGAUGUACACAGGGGGAGUUAGCAGCCUGGCUGAGCAGCUAGCCGGCCAGCUUCAGUCUCAGGAAGAGUCCAAACCCACACAUGAACCAGAAAGGAGGGAUUUGGGUUCUCUCAGGAAAGAGUUCCCCGUCAACAUCGGCGGCAGCGACGUCUGCUUCUUCUGCCGGAAGCGAGUCUACGUCAUGGAGAGGCUGAGCGCGGAGGGGAAGUUCUUCCACCGCAGCUGCUUCAAAUGCGACUACUGCGGGACAACGCUGCGACUUUCCUCCUACGCAUUUGAUGUGGAGGACGGGAAAUUUUACUGCAAGCCUCACUACUGUUACCGGCUGUCUGGUUACGCCCAGAGGAAGAGGCCGGCUCCUUCUCCUUCUCCUGCUCCAGUCUCAGCUAAGGAAAACCAGACGCCCCUAACUCCGAUUCAGACCGUGGACGGCCCCAGCAGGGCGGCGGCGGCGGCUCCCUCGGCCGAGAUCCCGCCCUCAGCACCGGAGGUCAACGGCGUGCAGGAGCCCAGCAUGGCCAAACGUCUCCGUGGAACCCCGGAGCGGAUCGAGCUGGAGAACUACCGCCUGUCCCUGCAGCGGGAGGAGGAGCUGGAGGAGGUGCCGGAGGAGACGCUGGCCGAGCACAACCUGAGCAGCGUGCUGGACAAGGCCACCGACGUCGACUUGGGCUCCAGUAGCUCUGAGUCUGACAUGGAGGAAGAGGAUGAGCAGGAGGAAGAGGCGGAGGCAGAGGAGCAGCCGGCCAGCCCGUCGGACCUCGGCGGCGUUCCCUGGAAGGAGGCCGUGGAGCUCCACGCCAAACUGCGAGGCGGUGAGCUGGAGGACGAAGCUCUGGCUGAUGCUGCCAGCAGGGAUGGAGACGUGGAGGAAGACGAGGAAGAAGAGGAGGAGGAGGAGGGCGAGGAGGAAGAUGAGGAAGAAUCCAGUGAUGAGGGGGAUUACUGCCCCUGGGACAGAGAGCUGCAGUCAGGUCUGUGGCUGGAGAAGCACCUCACUGAUGAAGAGGAUGUUGGUAAAUUCAAAGCCAGGAACAUACAGCUCCAGCAGCUCCUCCAGCCGGUGGAUCCCAGCGCCAUUCCGAGUUUGGCGAGAGCGCGGCGGGGUUCUGACCCGGACGGCCCGGUGGGUUCUGAGCCCACUCUGCCCCCCUCCACAGCUCCCGCCCACACAUCCACCCGACACGAGGCAGUGAGGGUCUGGUUGGAGUCGUUGUCUGGAGAACCGUGUGAGGAUGAAGAGCUGGAAGCUGAAGCUGACAGUCCGGACAUGGAGCCCGGCACGGAGCUGGACCAAGAUGACAUUCCUUCGGAUGCAGAAGCUGAGGCUCGGCUGCAGCAGUCGGAGCAAAACGAAGCUCCUCCAGAGGAAAACCAGGACACAGAAAGUCUGGGGAGAGACUCGAGUUUUGACCCAGCCAGCUCCAGCUCACUGCUGAAGGACGACGUCGUUCUUUCUCCCCUCAAGCCGCCGGCUGAGCCUGUCAGCCCGGUGAAAUCUCCCGGCAUCCGUUUCUUCCCGGAUCCCUUCUUACCGGAGGAAGAGAAGACAGCUGUGCCCCCGGCUGUCAGGAGCCAAAUCAGCCCUUCAUCCGUUUCAUUUUCCGCUCCCAUCCCGUCUCCCGUUCCUACCGUCACGCUCCCCUCCGCCUCUUCCCCUCCUGUCUCGCCCGCCGCCUCUCCGCUGAAGCCAGCUGACCAGUCGCCCGUCAAGUCGCCGCUCGGCUCCCCGAUUCGCUCCCAGCCCAUCUCGCUCCCGGAGACACGCGCGCCUAAAUCCCCGGUCUUCCCCCACCGCUCCAUCUGCCCCCUGACAGGAAACCCCCUUUCCCCGAUCUGCGCCCAGCCUUUGCCCUGCCAGGAAGCCUCCUCACCUCUGACCUCUGACUCCCCCGUCAGGACGCAGCCCGUCAGCUCAACGCCCGAGCCGCUCAGGUCCGCCGACUCCUCCAUCGAGGAAAACGCCUCGAAAAAGUCAGACAUCAUCGAGGAGUUCUGGCUGAAGAGUGCAGAGAUCCGGAAGAGCCUCGGCCUCUCUCCUUUAGAUCGCAGCAGUAAAAUCCUGGAGAAGACCCCGAUACCGGACCCGACCCCCGUGAAGCCGCUGUCCACCGGGGAGCCGAAGCCGGCGUUCACCGGCCGCACCGUCAUUCGCAGACUCAACAUCACCCUGGAGGGUCAAGUCAUCACGCCGAUCGCUCCCGCUGCGGCCAAGAGCGACACAAACCUAACGGCGAACGGCGACAGCUGCCGCACGUCGGACUCCACCCUGCUCACCCCGCCCUCCAGUCCGCCACCGCCCGUUCCCGCCAACCAGUCUCCGGCAGUGCUCAGGCAGAAGAGACAUCAGGCGUCUUGGAGCAACGGAACGGAAAAGCUUCCAGCCGACGCUCCGGUUCCUGCGCCCAGGACGCAGCUGAGUCCCGUCCCCGCGCCCAGGAAGCCGUCGUCCCCUGAGGCGGCGCCACAGACCGCCCCGGUGGUGAUAAUGAGGGAGAAGAAGAAGCAGCCUCGGCCGGCUGAGGUGAGGAAAUCGUUUGUGGAGACGGUUGAGGAGAUUCCUUUUGCCGACGAUGUGGAGGAGACGUACGAUGAGCGCACGGCAGAAACGAGCCAGAACAAGAGUCAGGCGCCGCCCGCCAUCAAGCCACCGCUGCACCUGGCGUUAGCCAUGGAGAACGGAAAGCCGAACAUCCCAGUAAUCCCAGUUUCCAAAUCCCAGAGGGCCACUCGGUUUUCCCCAGAGGCCAAGGAGAUCGCAGAGGAGAGAAUCAGAGCAAGAGAGAAGUCUGUGAAGAGCCAAGCUCUCAAAGACGCCAUGGCCAAGCAGCUGAACAAAAUGAAAGAGUCCGACCCAAACAGGAGCGACUCCCCUAAGCUGGCCUGGAGCGCCACUCCGGAUUCAGCUGGAAAGGCCAAAAAGUCACCCGGAUCUCCCAAAACGUCGGCCGUGAAGGCGCUGGAGUCGAAGAAAGAGUCUGUUCCUGAGCGUUUCUUCAGCAGCAACAAGAGUCUGGACAGCUCAGUGGCGUCGUCAGAGGGAUCGUCAACGGGCAAGAGCAAGAAGCGGAGCUCCCUCUUCUCACCCCGCAAGAACAAGAAGGAGAAGAAAGCCAAAAACGACGGCAGCCGGCACUCUGGCGCCGAGGAGACGCCGCCCAAACAUAAGUCGCUCUGGAAGGCCGUGUUCUCUGGAUACAAAAAGGACAAGAAGAAGAAGGACAACAAGUCGUGUCCGAGCACGCCGUCGUCCAGCUCCACCACCCAGGACUCGGGGAAGAAGAGGACGUCACCUCUGGGGAAAAGCUCAGACUUCAAGACUCGGAGGAACCUGAGCUUUUCCGAGGACUCGGACCUGUCCUGUGAUGAUGUUCUGGAGAGAUCGUCCCAGAAAUCAAAGGCAGACCGGCAUGUGGACAUCUUUGACCUAGUGUCAGGGAUGCAGAAGGAGGCAAUGAAGGAGGAGAGACUGGAAAAGGAGAGGAGGAGGGAGAUAAAGAGGAAAAAGAGAGUGAAAGAGAGGCAGAAAGAAAGGGAGCCAGAGAAGGAGCUUGACCAAGAAAAGGAGAAAGACGAUGAGGAGUCUGUUUAUGUUCCUCACGCGCUGGCGUUCAAGAGAUCGUACGCCACAAAGAAAACCUACACAGAGGAGGAGCUGAAUGCCAAGCUCACACGCAGAGUCCAGAAAGCCGCCCGGCGACAGGCGAAGCAGGAGGAGCUCAAACGGCUGCAUCGCGCGCAGAUCAUCCAGAGGCAGCUGGAGCAGGUGGAGGAGAAGCAGCGGCAGCUGGAGGAGCGCGGUGUCGCCGUGGAGAAAGCACUGCGGGGAGAAGCAGUUGAGCCCUUUGUGGGGGUGCCUCGCCGGAGACCGCUCUCCCUCUGCCCUUGCUGUUCCUCUGAAGCUCAGCUCCAUCCUGGAGACCACAGCCAUGCCGUUUAUUUGUGUAUGAGCAAGAAGGACGACCCGAAGCUGAUGCAGGAGUGGUUCAAGCUGGUGCAGGAGAAGAACGCCCUGGUCCGCUAUGAGUCAGAACUCAUGAUAUUUGCCAGAGAGCUGGAGCUGGAGGACCGGCAGAGUCGGCUGCAGCAGGAGCUCCGGGAGCGAAUGGCUGUGGAAGACCACCUGAAAACCGAGAAGGAGCUGGCUCAGGAAAAGCAGAUCCUGAAUGAAAUGCUGGAGGUGGUGGAGCAGCGCGACGCCCUGGUGGCCCUGCUGGAGGAGCAGAGACUUCGGGAAAAGGAGGAGGACAAGGACCUGGAGGCAGUCAUGCUCUCUAAGGGAUUCAGCCUGAACUGGGCCUGAAAGCUGACACACACACACACACACACACACACACACACACACACACACACAAGGUUUGUCUCGUCAAGCAGCAGCGCAAACUCCACUCAAGUCGUCUGAAGAUAGACACGAGCAAACGAUCCGGAACUGUCACACCUACAGCACUGAAUGUGUAGAUCUGUUUCCAACACAACAAACUCGCCACGGCUGCCUCUGACACUGACGCAGCGUUCCAGAUCCCCGCCUGAAGGCGGUCCAACUUAAUCACUCUGCAGUUGGGUUCCUCUCCCUCUGUGUGGGAGGAGAGCCGAGUUCAUGUUCACUAGUUUAUCAUCGCAGCCUUGAAGAGGAUCCUUUCAGGCCCGCAGGGACAAUGUGUGGAGACUUUAUAAAGGGAAGAAUCAGUUCAGUCCUGCUGAUGU
Messenger RNA from Poecilia latipinna (sailfin molly), 8205 nucleotides. RefSeq names its product microtubule associated monooxygenase, calponin and LIM domain containing 3a (gene mical3a). The transcript is spliced from 49 exons. Bases 419 to 7804 code for a protein of 2461 amino acids. Gene Ontology annotation, molecular function: FAD binding; protein binding. NCBI's taxonomy places the organism in Eukaryota, Metazoa, Chordata, Actinopteri, Cyprinodontiformes, Poeciliidae. The record is from RefSeq and is a predicted model, not a curated record.